Rhipicephalus sanguineus (brown dog tick) is the source of this 2442-nucleotide messenger RNA. Its product is annotated as acidic mammalian chitinase-like. NCBI's taxonomy places the organism in Eukaryota, Metazoa, Arthropoda, Arachnida, Ixodida, Ixodidae. Gene Ontology annotation, biological process: carbohydrate metabolic process; chitin catabolic process. The record is from RefSeq and is a predicted model, not a curated record. Gene Ontology annotation, molecular function: hydrolase activity, hydrolyzing O-glycosyl compounds; chitin binding. Gene Ontology annotation, cellular component: extracellular region.
UGGUCGUUCGGGACUCAGCGGUUCAAGGAGAUGGCGUCCAACAGCUACAACCGGCGGCUGUUCAUCUUCAGCGCGCUGAACUUCCUGCGCAGGCGCAAGUUCGAUGGCCUCGACCUCGACUGGGAGUUCCCGCGUGGCAAUGAGGACAAGAAGAACUUCGUCGAACUAGUCAAGGAACUGCGUGAAGCGUUCGAAGCUGAGUCCAAGGAGAAGAAGCUCCCGCGACUGCUGCUCACCGCCGCCGUGUCUGCGGGCGCCGAGACUAUCAGGGGCGGCUACGACGUGCCCGCGGUGGCCGCCUACGUGGACUUCCUCAACGUCAUGUCGUACGACUUCCACGGCAAGUGGGAGAGCAUGACGGGACACAACAGCCCGCUGUACGCGGCCGCCAACGAGACCACCUGGAGGAAGCAGCUGUGCAUGGACUUCGGCGUGAAGACCUGGGAACGUCUCGGUGCGCCCAAGGAGAAGAUCGUGGUCGGCACUGGUACCUACGGUCGCACCUUCACGCUGGCCAACCCCAAGAAGAACGGCAUGAACGCCCCGUCCUCGGGCGGAGGGGACGCCGGAGAGUUCACCAAGGAGGCGGGCUUCCUUGCUUACUACGAGAUCUGUGAUAUGCUCAAGAAGGGCGCCGAGUACGUCUGGGACGACGAACAGCUCGUGCCUUACGCCUACCUCGGAAACCAGUGGGUUGGCUUCGACGACGAGAGAAGCAUCAGGGCAAAGAUGAACUGGAUCAAGGCGAACAAUUACGCUGGCGCCAUGGUGUGGACCGUCGAUAUGGAUGACUUCCGAGGUCGUUGCACGCCCAAGACCUGGCCCCUCAUCGGCGCCAUGGCUGAGGAGCUGCUGGGCCGGCCUAGCCGAGGACCCAAGAACGUGCUUCCCAUCGUCAAGAAGCCACGGACGAUUGCUGCAAAGUCGACGCCAACAACGCAGGCUCCGGGAGCCAUCAAGAGGAUCGACAAUCUCAAGGCACCGCAGUCUGCUCUACCUGUCAAGGACGAGGCUCCAGAACCCGACACCAACGCCCGUGUGGUCUGCUACUUCACCAACUGGUCAGCCAAGCGGAAGGGCAAGGGCCACUACGAGCCAGAAGACAUCGACCCGACGCUUUGCACGCAUGUCAUCUACGCGUUCGCCAACAUCAAGGAAUUCAAGAUCGUGUCCACCGAGCCCGUGGACGAAGGCACUGGCGGCGCCCAGAAAGGCUUCUGGGAGAGGAUUGUGGCCCUCAAGUCGAAGAACCCGCUGCUCAAGGUCAUGCUGGCCGUCGGUGGCUGGAUGCUGGGGUCUGCGCCCUUCAGGGAAGUCACCGAAAACUCCUACAGGCAAUCUUUGUUCGUGUUCAACGCCAUCGACUUCCUGCGAGAGAAGGGCUUUGACGGUCUGGACGUCGACUGGGAAUUCCCCCGAGGCGCUGAGGAUAAGAAGAGGCUGGCUGGCCUCAUCAAGGAGCUGCGGGUAGCGUUCGAUGGCGAGGCUCUGGCGUCCAAGAAACCCCGACUAAUCCUUUCCAUGGCGGCGCCGGCCAGCUUCGAGGCAAUCUCCGCUGGAUACGACGUCGAGGAACUGAACAAGCACGUGGAUAUGAUCAACAUGAUGACGUACGAUUUCCACGGUGACUGGGAACGUCAGGUUGGACACCACAGCCCGCUGUUUCCGCUCUACACGGCCAGCAACUUCCAGAAGAAGCUGACUGUGGACUACAGCGCUGGCGAGUGGGUGCGCAAAGGUGCAAGCAAAGAGAAGCUGCUCGUCGGUAUUCCGACGUACGGUCGUACCUUCACGCUGGGAGACAACAAUCUCACCGACAUCGGAGCGCCAUCCAUUGCUGGCGGAAAGCCUGGGAACUACACGGGCGAGACGGGUUUCCUCUCGUUCUUCGAGGUAUGCGACAAAUCUGCGGACCUCUUGCGAUCUGGAGCAACGCUUGUGUGGGACAAUGAGCAGAUGGUGCCUUACGCCUACAAAGAGGACCAGUGGGUCGGCUUCGGCCAGAGGAGUCUCCAGCUCAAGGUCCAGUGGCUGAAGCAGGCUGGCUAUGGAGGAGUCAUGGUCUGGUCUGUGGAUCUCGAUGACUUCAAGGGCUCAUGUACGGGUCAGAGCUACCCGCUGCCUCAGGCCAUCAAGGAGGAGCUUAAGGGCUACAAGGUUGCCAACUUGGAAGUGGCAUCCUCUAAUGUCUUCAACUCCUACGGACAGCUCGUCGAUCCCGACGAGGUUGUGUGUGACGAGGAGGACGGCCACAUUAGCUACCACCUGGACAAGAAGGACUGCACCAUGUACUACAUGUGCGAGGGCAAGCGGCGACAUCACAUGCCGUGUCCCACGAACCUCGUAUUCAACCUGAACGAGAGUGUGUGCGACUGGCCCGAAAACGUGGACGACUGCAAGCACAUCUCCAAGACGUCCUCUUCGUAGUCCAGCUGUUCUUCC